Messenger RNA from Protopterus annectens (West African lungfish), 2508 nucleotides. RefSeq names its product neuroplastin (gene NPTN). Gene Ontology annotation, cellular component: axon; plasma membrane. Gene Ontology annotation, biological process: axon guidance; cell-cell adhesion. The record is from RefSeq and is a predicted model, not a curated record. The transcript has 9 exons. Lineage: Eukaryota; Metazoa; Chordata; Ceratodontiformes; Protopteridae. Bases 212 to 1417 code for a protein of 401 amino acids.
UUUUGAAUCCGCUGAAUCUGAGAGGACUUGCCACUCACGCUGUUGCCGCUGGAGCUCUCGCGACAGCUCUUUCCUGUCAGUUCAGCUGCUGCGGGAGAGGAGAAGGUCGGUGUGUGCCUGUCCGUGGGUGACCGUCUGUCUCUCUCUCUCUCUCUCUGUUGAAUCGCUGGUUUCAACUUCCCUAUCCCCCCUUUUUCACCCGAUUAUUGACAUGAUGGCCCGCUACUGUUCCUUACCCCCUGCCGCGGCUGCUUCAUUGUCCCUUCUGCUUGUCUUGAUGGCCACUAGCCUCAGUCCUGUCGCUGCUCAAAACGCUGGUUUUGUCAAGUCGCCUAUGUCUGAGACUAAGCUAACAGGGGACACGUUUGAGCUGUACUGUGAUGUCAUUGGGAACCCCACUCCGGAGAUCCAGUGGUGGUAUGCUGAGAUCAACCAGGCCGACUCUUUCAAACAGCUAUGGGACGGUGCCAGGAAGCGCCGUGUUACCAUUAACACUGCCUAUGCUGCCAAUGGUGUUAGCGUCUUGAGAAUCGUCCGUCUGACAUUAGAAGAUUCGGGGACCUAUGAGUGCAGAGCAAGCAACGACCCUAGAAGAAAUGAUCUAAGGCAAAAUCCUUCCAAAACAUGGAUUCGUGCCCAAGCCACAAUAACAGUCCUUCAGAAACCAAAGAUCAAUAACAGUGACCAUGUCAUCAUUGUGGCCAAUAUGUUGCCCAUUGACUUACAGUGUAACCUGACCUUCUCACCUAAUUCACUUAAUGUCAGUUUUUGGAAAAAAAAUGGAGAAGAAAUUGCAGGCACCAGGAGAAACACAACCAAUACUGAAUACAGAAUUGCAAAACCCAAAGCUGAUGAUUCUGGCUGGUACCAGUGCAUGUUUUAUUUCUUGUCAUAUCCUGCAGCUAAUGCAACAAUUGAAGUUAAAGCUGCACCAGAGAUUACUGGCCAUAAAAAAAGUGAAAACAAGAAUGAAGGUCAGAGUGCUCUCAUGUACUGCAAGUCUGUUGGCUACCCUCAUCCUGAAUGGACCUGGACCAAGAAAGUUGAUGAUAGAUUUGUAGAAAUCAGCAAUUCAACUGGCCGUUUCUUCAUUUCAACUAGAGAAAAUUACACUGAGUUGAGUAUUGUGAAUCUGGAAAUCGAGAUGGAUCCUGGCGAGUAUCAGUGCAAUGCCACCAACUCUAUAAAUUCUACUUAUGUCACUACCAUUCUUCGUGUCCGCAGUCAUCUGGCCCCUCUGUGGCCAUUCCUUGGAAUUUUGGCAGAAAUUAUUAUUCUUGUUGUCAUCAUAGUCAUUUAUGAGAAAAGGAAGAGGCCGGACGAAGUACCUGAUGAUGACGAACCAGCUGGUCAGAUGAAAACAAACUCUACAAAUAAUCACAAAGACAAAAACCUGAGACAAAGAAAUACCAACUAACCUGAUUUCAUGCAUUGUGAUUAGCUGAUGGACUGAAAUCAUGCUAUAUCAAUUGUUCUGCUGCUGGAACUCCCAAGAAACGUGUUUAAGGAGUAUUUAACAAAUUUACCAGUUUGAGUAAUCAAACAUUUGAAAACUGUCAAAAGCAUGCCUUAUUUAGCCUUUCCUAGAAGGAUGACAUGUAGUAGAAGAUGAAACUUACCAAGGUUUUUUAAUUUUUAGAUGGUGUACAAAAUUUGGGCUUGGUGUGCUUAUUGAUGUUGCUUUUUCUGUGUGAAAAAUAUCUAUAUAUUAGAAAUAAGAAUGCUGUAUUCUGAAAUCAUGCAUGCACUAUUGAUUUUAUUUUUUGUCAAACUUUAAAUGACUGGGGCUGAUGGGAGGCACUGUUGCCAUCUAGCACUAGAUUUUUGUAAAAUGCAUUACAGGCUGUAAAACAGGGCAAAUGUUUGUAAUGCUAAAUUUAAUUUGCUUGCAAUUCAGACACUGUCAAAAUCCCUUAUAAAUCUAUAUAUUUAUACCUGUAUUAUAUAUAAAAGGUAGGUGAGAAUAUCAGUUUCCUUAAUGUCACAGUGUAAAUUAAACCCAGUUGUUCAAGGGCUUAUGAAAUGCAGCACAUUGUGCCCAUUUCUAAACUAUGUGCAGAAAGUCCAGCAUGCAAUAACUUGUGGCCUCAAGUAACCCAGUUUAUGAAAAAAUCAGCAAUUGUUUCAGAAUGGAUCAAGGGUGGGGAUAGAAGAGAGUCCUGUUACCUGCUUUGUUAUACAAUGUUCAUUCUUGCCUGUUAAAGUAUGAUUUUGUUACUCUGUUGUUUAAAAACGAAAAUGUACAUUCCAGUUUUUAUUUUUAUGUAGCAUGGUAUUAUUCUAUGCAAAAUUUUAUUUGGCUAAUAGAUAACUUUGGUUAUCAAAUUUUCACUGUCUUGCUUAGAGGGGGAAAAAGCUUUACUGUUGUGACAUUAUUUUAUGACAUUUUAUGGGAUGAAUAAUUUAAAUGCAUGUACUUGUAUAUAUUAUGGCAACUUAAAUUCAAAUGAAACUCUGGGCCCACAAAUUUUUAAAAAAAGUGAAUAAAUAAAUCACUGGUAAACAACA